ACAGGCGAACGUGGCAUCAUCCGUUAUGUAGCUGGAUUAGGCAAGGAUGACAAGCAGCAUGAAAGAAUUGUCAUGGAAUGCUCCUCUGGCCUGAAAUUGAGACAAGCACACGCGGAAGACGAUACCAUAAAACAGAUUCAUAGUUUAAUGUGUAUCCACCACGGAAUCAUGACAAGAUACCCGAACGCAAGCUGCAAGACAUUGGCCAGAGUAAAAAUAUAUGGGAUACAGUCGAUCAAA
Radiomyces spectabilis is the source of this 240-nucleotide messenger RNA. RefSeq lists its product as uncharacterized. The record is from RefSeq and is a predicted model, not a curated record. NCBI's taxonomy places the organism in Eukaryota, Fungi, Mucoromycota, Mucoromycetes, Mucorales, Radiomycetaceae. The transcript has a single exon. The annotation marks the transcript as partial.